CGAGAUAAUCGAAUCAAGCAACGACAGCGUGGGCUGCUGCUUGGAUGGGUGACCGCUGAGCGAUCCUGUCCAAAGCAAAGCAGUCCGCCUGAACUGGCCAAGAUGAUCAAGAUGAUGGUGGUCGUAGUUGUAGUCUUUACGGUUUGUUGGUUACCACUAAACGUACUAAAUCUAGUGUGGGAGAGCAACCCUAGUAUCAGCUCUUGGAGUGGACUGCCGUUUUUGUGGUUUGCCUUCCAUUGGCUCGCCAUGUCCCACACAUGCUACAACCCUGUCAUAUACUGUUGGAUGAACUCCCGGUUCCGCGCCGGUUUCAGUACAGUCCUGCACAUUUUCCCGAACAAGUACCAAGGAGCCCACUCACAGCACGAGCACUCCGUACUUCACCGCUUCAACACCUCCACGACCUACUUGAGCUCCCGCCGCGAGCCCAACCAGUCGCUCAAGUCCGUCUCCCUGAGCGAGCGGAAACACCCUGUACAAGAGCAAGAGCGCUGUCCACUACCGAGACAACCAGAUGUAGACCAAAUCCUAGGUGACAACCGUUACACGGCCAAGGUCACACAACAUCAACACAAAGGUCAAUGA
Homalodisca vitripennis (glassy-winged sharpshooter) is the source of this 588-nucleotide messenger RNA. RefSeq names its product RYamide receptor-like. Gene Ontology annotation, biological process: G protein-coupled receptor signaling pathway. The record is from RefSeq and is a predicted model, not a curated record. The annotation marks the transcript as partial. Gene Ontology annotation, cellular component: plasma membrane. The transcript is spliced from 5 exons. Gene Ontology annotation, molecular function: tachykinin receptor activity. Lineage: Eukaryota; Metazoa; Arthropoda; Insecta; Hemiptera; Cicadellidae.